AUGGAUCAGAGGUCAUUAGAAGCUGCUGCUAAAUCUGGAAACAUCGAUCUGUUAUACGAACUAAUCCAUGAAGAUCCAUACGUUCUCGCUAAAACCGACAACGUGCCGUUCAUCGAUACUCCUCUCCACGUGGCAGCCGUCGCUGGGAAAGCAGAGUUUGCGAUGGAGAUGAUGAACUUGAAACCAUCUUUUGCUCGGACACUUAACGCCGACGGACUUUCGCCGUUACACCUAGCCGUCAAUCACGGUCACGUCUGGCUAGUACUUGAACUACUUAAGGUUGAUCCAAGCCUUGUUCGUUUUAAAAGGAGAGAAGGUACGACGCCAUUGCUUCUUGCCGUGAGUAACAAGAAUAUCGAUUUGAUAUCAGAAUUCUUCUUGGUCUGCCCCGAGAGCAUCGUGGACUCAAACGUUUACGGAGAGAACGCUCUUCACAUCGCCCUCAAGAACGAGGACCAAAGAGAAGGAUUAACAGUCCUUAAAGUUCUCAUGGGAUGGAUCCUAAGAUUGUGUCAAAAAGAUGGAGAGAGGAUCGAGACAAGAGUCAUAAACGGAAGAGACAAAGAUGGUUACACGGCCUUACAUGUCGCAGCGCACGAGAACAAUCCCCAAGCUGUGAAAUUGAUGUUAGAGAGCUCCAAGAUUAACGUGAACAUCGAAGACAAGAGCGGUUUAACUGUUCUUGACAUUGCCGUAUUACGGAGACAAGAGAAUAACAGAAGAGAUAUAGAGAGAAUGGUUAAGAGACAUGGAGGAAAACGUUCGGUUUCUCUGGCUAAGAUCAAGACAACAUCGGAUGUUCUCGGCUCGCCGCUUACAUGGAGCGAAUCGAGUCAGACGGCG
Messenger RNA from Microthlaspi erraticum, 843 nucleotides. NCBI's taxonomy places the organism in Eukaryota, Viridiplantae, Streptophyta, Magnoliopsida, Brassicales, Brassicaceae. The record is from the annotation of a GenBank genome assembly.